Messenger RNA from Coccinella septempunctata (seven-spotted ladybird), 1478 nucleotides. RefSeq names its product ionotropic receptor 25a-like. The record is from RefSeq and is a predicted model, not a curated record. The coding region runs from base 658 to 1236 and encodes 192 amino acids. Gene Ontology annotation, molecular function: transmitter-gated monoatomic ion channel activity involved in regulation of postsynaptic membrane potential; glutamate receptor activity. The transcript has 3 exons. Gene Ontology annotation, biological process: modulation of chemical synaptic transmission; synaptic transmission, glutamatergic. NCBI's taxonomy places the organism in Eukaryota, Metazoa, Arthropoda, Insecta, Coleoptera, Coccinellidae. Gene Ontology annotation, cellular component: postsynaptic membrane; plasma membrane.
CAUUAUCACAGCAUGCAAAAAUUAAUGAUCACUCCUUUGAUUUUAAUAAUGUAAAAAUUUUAAAUGAAGAAAAGAAUUGGUUUAAACGAACAUUUAAAGAAAUGGUUUUUAUCAAGAGAAUAAAAGAUUCUGUGAAUACUCGCACCGAUAUUGGUAGUUUGAGUUCGGUGUAUUUUAACUUAAUUAGUAAGGUUAAUGUAAAUAAUUUUAUUGCGCGGUAGUUCGUGUUUCGUUUUGAAUCGGGUGUUUAGUAUGUCUCACACGUUUUAAUGCAGUCUGUCUUGCCUGAUGCUUUUGUUUAUACUGAUACGUCUUGUUUGAUGUGGUUUUAAUGCUAUCCUGAGAAUGCCAUUUUAUUGUGUGAACAUUUAUUUGAUGAUUUCGAUGUAUUCGAAUGAUUUAUAACCAUUAUUCAUGGGCCUGAUGAAGGAGCUAAAUGCUCAGAAACGUUGCCAUUGAAUAAAUUGUAUACAACUGUUUCUUGUGACUGAUAUUCCUCACCAUCGGAAUAAUGAUAUCUCUUCCGGAUGUUAUGUAGAUAUUAUCAGACAGGAGUUCAUUACACAAAGAGCACUUAUUUCUUGGCGUUCUAUCAUUCCAAGAUAUAUUGCUCAACAUUUUCUAUCCACUUCGUGUAUUCACAGAAUCUGGAAGAAUAUGACAUUCCAAGAAGCAAAUACACAAAUGGAAUUAUCUCAAUAUUCAGUUUGGACGUAUCCUAUAUCAGGAAGAUACACUUCGAUAUGGACUUCAAUGAUGGCAGCAGGUUUACCUAGAACAAUGGACGAGGUACUAGCAAGGAUAAGAAAAUCCACGUCGCCAACAGAUGGGUUCGUUUUUAUUGGUGACGCGACAGAUUGCAGGUAUUUGGAACUCACGAAUUGCGAUCUGCAAACUAUUGGGGAAGAAUUUUCCAGCAAGCCUUAUGCGAUCGUGGUACCCCAAGGAUCCCCUUUGAAAAAGCGUCUAGAUUUUGCCAUUAUGCAGUUGAUGAAUAAUCGCGUUCUGGAGAAACUAGAAACAAAAUGGUGGAGAAAUAAUCCAGCAAUAAAAAAAUGUGGAGAAGCAGAAAAUCAAUUUGACGGAAUAGGAUUGAGGGAUAUUGGGGGAGUCUUUAUUUUGAUACUAUUGGGUAUCGGAGGAGCGACGAUCAUAUUAACGAUCGAAUUCUGUUCGUUUAGACAUAUAAAACGAAGCAUAGCCCUGAGAAACAAAUUGGAACGUGAUAAUAACUGAUCUAAUAAAGCACAGUUGAACAAAUGAUAUAACAUUAGAGCUAUACCAGAGCAAUGGGCUUAGUUAUGAAGAGAGUUUCAUGCCUGAGAUAAAUAUACAGAAAAACAGUACGCACACAAAUUUCUUGAAUUCUGAAAAAGUACCUACAUGAGCGUGGGCGGGACUCAAACCCACUAAAUCCUAGUUGGUCCAGUGCUUUGCCACGAAGCCAAAGAUUCCUUAUUUCACCUACGAACUGCGGC